This is a messenger RNA of Fraxinus pennsylvanica, 411 nucleotides long. Lineage: Eukaryota; Viridiplantae; Streptophyta; Magnoliopsida; Lamiales; Oleaceae. The record is from the annotation of a GenBank genome assembly.
AUGGCGAAGGGUAAGAAAGAGCUGCUGGCGUCAGCCCCAUGGAGGGUGGAGGAAGAGGAAGAGAAAUUCAAAGACGCGAAGCUGAAAGUGACAAACCAGCCAGGUACAACCCCCAAAAUGCACGUCCCUGGAAAUAAGAAGUACAAAAACGACGACGUUGCGGAAGAUUCCCUCACUGAAAUCGACCCCGAACUCCGCUACAGCUUCCAGCGCAAUUUCCAAUUUAUUGGUCAUGUUUUUAGCAUCGACACCAUUGUCAAACCUCUUCCUCCUGCAAUGGCAUAUAAUGUCUCCCGCAACUUGAGCUUCUUCACACGAAUCUUUACACAGUUCUUUGACCCUGAAGGUAUAGCAAAUGCACAGAAAUCUCUUGGAUUAGGCCAAGAAGAAAAAGUUCGUAAAGUCCGCUGA